AUGGAAUCGACCCCAGCUACUUCCCUCCCAGCCCGUCCCAAGCUGCGGGACAGCUGCAACGCCUGUUCGGCCUCCAAGGUGAAAUGCAACAGGGACAAGCCGACUUGCGCGCGGUGUGCGAAACGGGGUAUGACCUGCGAGUAUCUAGUGACUAGAUGCGCAGGACGCAAGCACGACAAAACUCGGCCCCGUAGCAGCACCGGGUCCAGCAACUCACCUCAGCAUCCUCCCCUACGCACCCCCGAAUGGUCUCUGUCAGAGACUCCCAUCGCGACAUCGAGUGAUUUCUCUCAACUGCACUCCUAUUCCGACUCAGACCAGUUGGCCGGCUUGACAGUGGAUUUUGACACCUUCCUGGGCUCUCCCUGCUCUUUCCCUCUCCUCGAUCCCCCCGACAAUCUAUUAGCCUUGUCCAAUCAAUCCGCCCAGGGAAGCGCCGAUAAGAGCUAUCUCGAUGCUCCUUUUAUUUUCGAGGAAGAAUUUCCUUCCCUCACAAAUAACUCUAUACCAGCCGCCCCCAACCCAGCGGAUUCAACCGCCAUAACCAGCCCCGAUAACUCAUCUUGUAGCUGUCUUAUCAAAGCCCUCGACCUAUUUCGCCAAUUACUCCCCCCAGAUUCCGCAACCUGCAUACGAACACACACUCGAGACCGGGGCCUUACGACGGAAUGCGUCGUGGCAACCAAUGCAAAGACCGUCGACGCCAUAACGCAUAUGCUGCACUGUCUAUGCGCUCAUGACGGCUUCUUACUAGUAAUGGUGUUCAUGGCCGCAUUUAAAGUCAUGAACUGGUAUGCAGCCGCUGCCAGAGGACUGAGCCCGGACACGCAAAGGGACGCUGUGUCUGCGGGAUCACUCACUGAAGAUCCUGGUCGUCUGACGGCGCAAUCGGUGCUUAGUGAGCUGCACCGUGUGCAAAAACUUGUGAAUGCACUCUCUGCGAAGUUAAAACGCUACCAAUCGGAUGAUAGCACGGGGGACCGGCCGUUCUCGUCGACGGUGCUGCAUCAGCUGGAGCUGGACCUGAGACAGCGGCUGAGGGCGUUAUCUUUGGAGAUUGUUGACAUUCUGCGCAGGUAA
Messenger RNA from Penicillium griseofulvum, 1080 nucleotides. RefSeq names its product Zn(II)2Cys6 domain-containing transcription factor tpcE (gene tpcE). Bases 1 to 1080 code for a protein of 359 amino acids. The transcript has a single exon. Gene Ontology annotation, molecular function: DNA binding; zinc ion binding; DNA-binding transcription factor activity, RNA polymerase II-specific. NCBI's taxonomy places the organism in Eukaryota, Fungi, Ascomycota, Eurotiomycetes, Eurotiales, Aspergillaceae. The record is from RefSeq and is a predicted model, not a curated record. Gene Ontology annotation, biological process: aflatoxin biosynthetic process; regulation of DNA-templated transcription. Gene Ontology annotation, cellular component: nucleus.